Eruca vesicaria subsp. sativa (arugula) is the source of this 2187-nucleotide messenger RNA. The record is from the annotation of a GenBank genome assembly. NCBI's taxonomy places the organism in Eukaryota, Viridiplantae, Streptophyta, Magnoliopsida, Brassicales, Brassicaceae.
UCUUCUCCUCCUUCUUCUUCUUCUUCAGACAUCUCUAUAUUAAUGCUCUUCUUUCCUCUCUAACCCAUUUAUUAUUUACCUUCUUCUCCUCACUCACUCCUCUCCAGCUCUUUUUUCCAAAAUGGCAACGGGACAGCUGUUUUCUCGGACAACACAAGCUCUGUUCUACAAUUACAAGCAGCUUCCUGUCCAACGAAUGCUCGACUUCGACUUCCUAUGUGGACGUGAAACACCUUCUGUUGCUGGAAUCAUUAACCCUGGCUCUGAAGGGUUUCAGAAACUCUUCUUUGGACAAGAGGAGAUCGCUAUCCCUGUUCACGCCGCUAUUGAGGCAGCUUGUGCGGCGCAUCCAACUGCAGAUGUCUUCAUCAACUUUGCAUCUUUCAGGAGUGCUGCUGAUUCAUCCAUGGCUGCUUUGAAGCAGCCUACUAUUAAAGUUGUGGCUAUUAUAGCUGAAGGUGUUCCUGAAUCUGACACUAAGCAGCUGAUUGCUUAUGCUCGUGCAAACAACAAGGUUGUUAUUGGACCGGCUACUGUUGGUGGUAUUCAAGCUGGUGCCUUUAAGAUUGGUGACACUGCUGGAACCAUUGAUAACAUUAUCCAGUGCAAGCUUUACAGACCUGGAUCUGUUGGUUUUGUCUCCAAAUCUGGUGGAAUGUCUAAUGAGAUGUACAACACUGUUGCUCGUGUGACUGAUGGGAUCUAUGAAGGCAUUGCUAUUGGUGGAGAUGUGUUCCCUGGAUCCACUUUGUCUGAUCACAUCCUACGUUUUAACAACAUCCCACAGAUAAAAAUGAUGGUUGUACUUGGAGAGCUUGGAGGAAGAGAUGAAUACUCUCUUGUUGAGGCUUUGAAACAAGGGAAAGUGAAUAAACCUGUUGUUGCUUGGGUCAGUGGGACUUGUGCAAGGCUCUUCAAGUCUGAAGUUCAGUUUGGUCACGCAGGUGCGAAAAGUGGUGGUGAGAUGGAGUCUGCACAAGCCAAGAAUCAAGCCCUUAUGGAUGCUGGAGCCAUUGUUCCCACUUCAUUUGAAGCCCUUGAAUCUGCAAUCAAAGAGACUUUUGAGAAACUGGUUGAAGAAGGAAAGGUCUCUCCUAUAAAGGAAGUCACUCCUCCACAGAUCCCAGAGGAUCUCAGUUCUGCAAUUAAGAGUGGGAAAGUUAGAGCUCCUACUCACAUCAUCUCCACCAUUUCUGAUGACAGAGGGGAGGAACCAUGCUAUGCUGGUGUUCCAAUGUCUUCAAUCAUCGAACAAGGCUAUGGAGUGGGUGAUGUCAUUUCCCUCUUAUGGUUCAAACGUAGUCUUCCUCGUUACUGCACAAAGUUCAUUGAGAUAUGCAUAAUGCUGUGUGCUGAUCAUGGUCCUUGCGUCUCGGGAGCUCACAACACCAUUGUAACAGCAAGAGCAGGCAAAGACCUUGUCUCAAGUCUUGUCUCAGGUUUAUUAACCAUUGGUCCACGAUUUGGUGGUGCCAUUGAUGAUGCUGCUCGGUACUUCAAGGACGCUUGUGACAGGAAUCUCACACCUUAUGAGUUUGUUGAGGGAAUGAAGAAGAAGGGAAUCAGAGUCCCUGGGAUUGGACACAGGAUCAAGAGCAGAGACAACAGAGACAAGAGAGUGGAACUGCUUCAGAAAUUUGCUAGGUCCAACUUCCCAUCAGUGAAGUACAUGGAGUACGCAGUAACAGUGGAAAGCUACACGCUCUCAAAGGCAAACAACCUCGUACUCAACGUUGAUGGAGCCAUUGGAUCUCUCUUCUUGGACCUUCUAGCUGGAAGUGGGAUGUUUACUAAGCAAGAGAUCGAUGAGAUUGUUCAGAUUGGUUAUCUCAACGGUCUCUUUGUUCUUGCUCGUUCCAUUGGUUUGAUUGGUCACACCUUUGAUCAGAAGAGGUUGAAGCAGCCACUUUACCGUCACCCAUGGGAAGAUGUGUUGUACACCAAGUAAAAAACUCAGCUCCAGCUUUGUUUUUUUGUUAUUCUUGCAAUUAAUUAGCUUCUUAUAUUCUUCUGAAAGAUGUUACUAAAGAUUCAUAUCUAUGCUCUUCUUCUCUUCUGUUUCUUUUGUUUGUGAUGUUAUGUUUACUCUGUUUUUGUUUUUUCAUUUAUCUGAACUUAAUUUCUCUUAUCUUUUUUUUUGUUACAUUCGAGUCACCAACUUUUGAAAUCGUACACUAUCAAUUGACA